AUGCGACGAAGUGGUUCCGACGAAUCAUUAUCUUCUAAAGAUCGAGCUGAUGAUCGGUUUUUCGUUCUUACGACUGGUAUACUACCAUUUCUAGCUCAAGCUGCAUACAUUUUCGACGUUUUCUAUUAUCACACAUCUGAUCAAGUCAAUACAGGUUACGAAGGUUUACUCUCAUCGAUAUUGAGUGUCUUUGUUUAUUUGCAAUACUGUGCACCGUUUCGAUCACGUUAUGUUCGAUUUUUCUAUCAUUUAUCUCUUUGGAUAUUGUCCGAAGUUGGAACAUUAGGUCAUAUUAUAUCAUAUUCCAGAAAGAACGAUAUAUUUCACGUUGUUCUGUAUGCUAUUUGGGGAGUAGUAGAUUCCAUUUACUUUGCCUGUUUAAUUUAUUGUCGAGUCUUUGGUAAAUCUCGUGGUCUUCAUAUUCAUAUCGCUAUGAAACAAGAACACCUCUUUCAUUUCAUUUCACGCUUGGAAGUUAUACUUGCGAUUUUCAUUCCUGUGUUUUUCGAUACUCGUCUAGUUACGUUGACAAGGGAUAAUAUCGCAUUCUAUAUAUUAUUCGAUUUUUUCGCUGAAUCAUAUCAUCGUUUCAAUGGUGUACGAAUGAAAGCAGUUUUAUACGUAUUUGUGAUUACAGUCACAGCAUCGGUUGCUACUGAAUGGAUUCACAUAACCAGACGCGAAAAACCUUAUGAAAUUGCUUCGUUAGUGUGCGAAAUUAUUGCAGCUUGCCUCUGUUAUGCGUUAAUUGUUAUGCAAUUCUUUCCGUCGAAUUUUAUCACGAAGAAAGCUCGAAGAAACCGUCGAUUACGAACAGUAUUGUCAACAAAUACUCAAUGCACAACCAGUGAUUAUUUGAGUGAUCGAGAGUCUACCAUCACCGGGAGCGAAAAUAUCGCGAGAUUUUAG
This is a messenger RNA of Adineta ricciae, 909 nucleotides long. The record is from the annotation of a GenBank genome assembly. Lineage: Eukaryota; Metazoa; Rotifera; Eurotatoria; Adinetida; Adinetidae.